Messenger RNA from Poecilia reticulata (guppy), 2266 nucleotides. The record is from RefSeq and is a predicted model, not a curated record. NCBI's taxonomy places the organism in Eukaryota, Metazoa, Chordata, Actinopteri, Cyprinodontiformes, Poeciliidae.
CUUUUCUCUUUGGAAAAAAGAAAAAGAAAAUUAAAACAGCGUAACAGUGGAGUGGAGCGCUCUGACAGCAGAUGCGGUCAGGCUGAUGGAGAGACUGUGUCUCCACUCGUUCAGUCACUCAUUUGCGGAAGAUUUAAAGAGCCUUUUAACUUAUAGAUGCAUUUUUUUUUUUAUCGGACUGACGAGGCUCAGAAAUGGUUGGAAUCCAAUUUCAGCGUACAGAAUAAGAAUGUGUGUUGCAAGACAUGGGAGACUCAAACAACAGCCACUUGAUAGCAUCUUCUGCAGAUAUCCAGGAUGGCAACGUGGAGGCAACGUGGAUCAGUAUAUGGAUUCCUAUGACCUGGACUACGGCAUCCCUCCUGAUGAGAUUCCAGACAUAACAAAGGGCCAGACCUUCUUUGUGGUCACCGUUAUCCUUGGUAUUGUCCAAGUGUGUAUCGUGCUCGUGUGUGGUCUCGGAAACUUCAUAUUCAUUGCCACCCUGACACGCUACAAAAAACUCCAUAAUGUCACCAACCUGCUCAUUGCUAUUCUGGCUAUCUCAGACUUUAUUAUGGCAGUUGUUUGCUGUCCCUUUCCGGUGGACUACUAUGUGGUAAAACAGCUUUUGUGGGACCAUGGACUGGUGUUGUGUGCCUCUGUAAACUACCUCCAUACGUCGCUAUACGUGGCCACAAACGCGCUGCUGGCUAUUGUAUUUGCCAGGUAUGAUGAUGCUUUAAAUUUUCUGCUUCUCUAUUCUUACAGGUAUAUGGCCAUAGUGCAUCCUUUGAGACCUUGCUUGAAGUUUCAGACAGCCUAUUUACUAAUAAUUGGAGUCUAGAUAGUUCCCGUUUUGAUAUCAAUUCCUUCUGCCUAUUUCACGUCUGUGACAACGUAGCCUCAUGGUGAUACCUCCUCAACCACUCACAAAGUCUUCUGUGCCCAGAUAUGGCCUGUGGACUAUCAGACCUACUAUUGAUCCUACUUUCUGUGUUUUGCUGUGGAGUUUGUUGGCUCUGUUGUUGUCAUGUUGAUGUGUUAUGCUCGCAUUUCCCGUGAAGUGUUCAAUGUCCCAGGGUUUCAGACUGAACAGAUAAGGAAGAGAUUAUGUUGUCGUCGCAAAACAGUUACGGUCCUCAUAGGAAUCUUAGCUGCGUACAUCCUGUGCUGGACAUGGUACUAUGGCUUCACCAUCCUAUGAGACUUCCAUCCAACAUUCAUCUCUCGUCAGAGACACUCCCUGGUGGCUUUCUACAUUGUUGAGUGUAUUGCGAUGAGCAACAGUAUGGUUAACACAUUCUGCUUUGUCAGCGUCAAGAAUAACACUGUGAAGUAUCUAAAGAAAAUUGUCCUGUUGCGGUGGAGGUCAACGUACGUCUCUGAUAAAAGUGCAGAAGAAAUGUAUAUAAGAGCCUCCUCCAUGCCAGUGACUGAAGAGAUUGAAUGCAUUCACCUGAGGUGAUUAUAAUAAACUUUGAUGAUACAGUUAAGCCUUCGAUGGCUUUUAUACAAAUUUAGUGACAUUGCAGGUCAUUAUUUUGAUUCUGAGUUUGCUCCUCAUAUUUCAGAAAAAGCUAAGUUCUUCUUCAAAUUUAGUUUAAAUUCAAAAAUACUUUAUUGAUCUCAAAGAGAAAUAAUUAAAUUAAAUGUGGGUAUAGAACAACUUCAAAACAGUCAUUUGGAGCAGCAGUGACUCAGAAAAUGGUAAUUUGUCAAUAUAAAAAUGCUUUCAACUUGAAAACAUUUUUCUGGGUAGGUGAUGAUCUGCAUUGUAGUGUGUAUAUAGUGUCAAGAUGUUUUUAGUGGUCAGCAAGUAUAUAAAAAGGGACAAAUAACUACGUCGUGCAACGGAAUUGGUAUGUAUGCAAAAUAUAGAUCAAUAAAUUGUGUACAAAGAGUGUGGAAAAGUUAAAUGUGGGUUGUGCUGUGAAGAGCUUUAAGUAAUGACAAGACAGUUAGAUAAGUGCAGUUCAUGUCUUUGGUUAGCAUGGAUUGUCAGCAAGUCAAAAUUGUAUCUAACAGUGAAAUUGUUUUAAUCAUUCUGUGGCUAUACAUUUAGCACUUUAAAAUAUUAUUGUGUCUGUUUGUUACUGAUCCUUCUAUAUCCCUAAUCUUGUACCUGCUUUGUUUGUAACGUUAUUAUGCAAUAUGUCCGGUUUUAAAUGGAAAUGGUUUUGUAUGGUUUGUUCUAAAUAUUGAUAACAAAGUAAACCCACCAAAAAUACUUUCUAUUGUUUUUUGUUUAGUACAGUUAAAAAUAAAACUGUCCCUCAUUAUUUAU